AUAAGCCCCCCACCCCGAAAACCCAACAUCUGGGUGUUGCUGUGGAGCAGAGCAGAGGAGCCCCAGAUCCAGAGCAUCGAAACCCAGACCCCCAGGCCUUGACUGACCCCCUGGUCCCGGGGGGCCCCACUCCAUCUGCACGCCGUACCCUGCAGACCCGCAGCCUGGCCCUGCUGCCCCCCCACGUUGCUCCUUUCAGAUGCUGAGUCUGCUGGUGCUGGUGCUGCCCCUCCUGGGGAGCCUGGUCCACGCAUCCCCUGCUUCAGGCCAGGUGCUGGAGCGAAUGGGCAUCGUAGGGGGCCAGGAAGCCCCUGGGAAUAGGUGGCCCUGGCAGGUGAGCCUGAGAGUCCACCACGGGUACUGGAAGCACGUCUGUGGGGGCUCCCUCAUCCACCCACAGUGGGUGCUGACCGCAGCGCACUGCACGGGACCGGCCAUCACGUAUCCUUCAGAAAUCAGGGUGCAGCUGAGGGAGCAGCACCUCUACUACCAGGACAGGUUGCUGCCCGUCAACCGGGUCAUCAUGCACCCCGACUACUACAUAAUCGAGAACGGGGCAGAUAUUGCCCUGCUGGAGCUUGAGGACCCCGUCAACAUCUCCCCCCACGUCCAGCCGGUCACCCUGCCCUCUGCAUCGGAGACCUUCCCCACGGGAACGCCAUGCUGGGUGACAGGCUGGGGGGAUGUGAACAGUGGAAGUGAGCAUCAGGGCCAGCAGGAGGGCUGGGCGCCCCUCCCACCGCCGUUCCCCCUGAAGCAGGUGAAGGUGCCCAUUGUGGAAAACAGCAUUUGUGACAUGCAGUACCAUUUUGGCCUCAACACGGGGGACAAGAUACAGAUCAUCCGUGAGGACAUGCUGUGCGCUGGGAACAGGAAGAAGGACUCCUGCCAGGGCGACUCCGGAGGGCCCCUGGUCUGCAAGGUGAGGGGCACCUGGCUGCAGGCAGGCGUGGUCAGCUGGGGCGACGGCUGUGCUCAGCCCAACAGGCCCGGCAUCUACACCCGGGUCACCUACUACCUGGACUGGAUCCGCCAGUAUGUUCCCGAAGAGCCCUGAGCCCAAGCCCUGGAGCUGCCACCUGGAUUGGCGGAGAAGAAAGCCCACUACUGUCCCACAACACUGGCAGGCGGUGUCCUUCUGCCCACCUUCCCCGUGCCCUGUCCGGGGAGCCCCGGUGGGCGCGAAUCGUCAUUAAAGCGCAUGGAAGCAGA
Molecule: messenger RNA, 1212 nt
Organism: Leptonychotes weddellii (Weddell seal)
Lineage: Eukaryota; Metazoa; Chordata; Mammalia; Carnivora; Phocidae
Product: tryptase-like
Biological process (GO): proteolysis
Molecular function (GO): serine-type endopeptidase activity
Source: RefSeq, a predicted model, not a curated record